AUGCCGUCUAAACUGAUCGGCUCGGUUAAGCGUAUUGGCUCGUCUAAGUCUAAGGCUACCAGCUCGUCCAAGCCUGCAAGCUCAUCCAAGCCUGCAAGCUCAUCCCAGUCCAAGCCUACCAGGUCUUCCAAGCCUGCUAGCUCAUCCAAACCGACCAACCCACCCGGCACUUCUAAGCAACCCACCACCACCACCAACAAUAACAACCCGCCUCCCGCACCCACACCCACCCCCACCCCCACCCCCCUAACCCUCAACGCGCGCUACGAAAUCAACCCCGACGCAAACAACGGGCUAGGCUUCGCAUACGACGAGGUCGUACGGGGGAAACAUAAGCGGAGCAAGAUGUGCGCUGUGGAUUGUGAGGAUUGUAGAGCUUAUUACCAGAACAUAGGCCCCAUGCCACCCCGCGCCCAAGCCCCCCUCUGGCGCUCGCCCACACAUAAACCACGGGCUCAUCGGCAGGAACAAAGCACUACCGCCGCCGCCUCUUCCUCUUCUUCUACCUCGAAGACAAAGAUCAAGGGCAAGACCGCUGCGGAAAGUCAAACCAUUCAAUCCCACCUCGCCCAAAUCUCGCGCCAUCGCGUCGCCUGGACCCGCCCAAAAACGCCACCUUCGUAUUGGGAUAUCGGAUUCCCGAAUACGCAACAGGUGGGCGGGAUUAAUGAGCGGGCGAGGGAGAUGAGGGAGGAGGAGGAGAGGGAGGUGGAGCGGGAGGUGAAGGGCGGUGCGGAGGGGAAGGAGGGGAGGUGGAGGAGGAGGGGUGGAUGA
Messenger RNA from Stereum hirsutum FP-91666 SS1, 774 nucleotides. RefSeq lists its product as uncharacterized. The transcript has 4 exons. Bases 1 to 774 code for a protein of 257 amino acids. Gene Ontology annotation, biological process: DNA double-strand break processing involved in repair via single-strand annealing; double-strand break repair via homologous recombination. The record is from RefSeq and is a predicted model, not a curated record. Gene Ontology annotation, cellular component: site of double-strand break. NCBI's taxonomy places the organism in Eukaryota, Fungi, Basidiomycota, Agaricomycetes, Russulales, Stereaceae. Gene Ontology annotation, molecular function: Y-form DNA binding; double-strand/single-strand DNA junction binding; flap-structured DNA binding.